CUGAGAAGCAACAUGGAAUGUAGAUGGACUGAUGGAGAAGAACUUCAGGGAUGGCCCAACGUUGAGUAUCUACCAACCACUCCUACCAAGGACGGAGAUGACAAACUGAAUGAGGGGCGAAAGCACCAGACAUCCAGCUGGAAGAUAAAGAGACAGAAAGUGAUCAAAAACCAGACUGUUUUAUCUGGCUCUGAGGCCAACAAAUUAAACCAAAUGAAGCAUUACCCCGAAAAUGCAGCCAGAGAGAGAACCCGAGUCCGCACCCUUCGGCAGGCAUUUCUGUCCCUCCAGGCCGCACUUCCAUCUGUCCCACCUGACACCAAACUGUCUAAACUGGAUGUGUUGAUCUUGGCCACCAGUUAUAUUGCCCACCUCACACAUACCUUGGACAAGGAUGGAAACCUACCUGGCAGUUCAACCACUUACCCCCAGUUCCGCAGGGGCCCUGGAUUUCUACACCCUAUGAAGAAGUGGCCAAUGAGAGCUCGUCUGUAUGGUGGUGCUUUGGAAGCCGAGGUGUCUGCCAGAUGUGCCUCAGACAAGGACUAAGGUGGAUGGAAAUGUUAAUAUUGGAAUUAGAGGGAUGUUAGAGGCUCCAGCAUCUUCUACUAUCUUCUCCAGUCCGUCGGAUGUAUUGUUGAAGCUCUGUAUGAUUCUCCCACACCUAAGAUGCCGUUUUAUUCUUUCUACAAUGGAAAAGACGCAGUCCCAAGCCUGUCCACCCAUACCCCUACAUAUUUAGUAGAAGGACAGUUCCUCUAAGUCUCUACCAUGAGUAUAGAUGACUCAAGUACCAUCAACACAUGCUGAUGUUCUAGAUAAUGUCAUUAACACAAUAGAAGCUUUCCUUUUCAUGAUAUCAUGAUGGUUGUGAGCUGAACUUGUUAAUUGGGUCAAGGCCAGUCUGUGAUUUCUAGUCCAUCGAUAGCUGGCAGAGAAUUAUGGGAAAUGUAACUGUAACUAAUUUGCAAGAGGAAACGCGUUGGGCCACUCUUGUUAGUCCUCUACAGCUGAUUGACUCCAAGGAGCUGUGAGAAUUAAAGAAGAAUAUAUGGGAAAUACAGCCAGUGUGAGAUAAAUAUAAACUAUAUUAAUACAAGUGCUGUAUAUAUUUUGUUCCUAAUAUAAAAUGUGUUGGAGGAUUUAAAUCCCCUCCCCAGUUCACGUGGACUUUAUACUUUAUUACAUGCUAAAGUGUGGAAUAGAAAAAGAUCUGGGUCUAUGGUGCUUUAUCCUUAUAAUUUCCAUUCUGGUUAAAUUUUUUGUUAAGUUCAUUCAAUCAAGUUAAAAUGGAAGAGAAAGGGGGCCAGUGUGAGAGUGCAUCAUGGGAAGGCUUGGAUAAUAC
This is a messenger RNA of Pelobates fuscus (common spadefoot toad), 1345 nucleotides long. RefSeq names its product transcription factor 23 (gene TCF23). NCBI's taxonomy places the organism in Eukaryota, Metazoa, Chordata, Amphibia, Anura, Pelobatidae. The record is from RefSeq and is a predicted model, not a curated record. The transcript has 3 exons. Gene Ontology annotation, biological process: regulation of transcription by RNA polymerase II; developmental process. The coding region runs from base 13 to 549 and encodes 178 amino acids. Gene Ontology annotation, molecular function: protein dimerization activity; RNA polymerase II transcription regulatory region sequence-specific DNA binding; DNA-binding transcription factor activity, RNA polymerase II-specific.